Molecule: messenger RNA, 2991 nt
Organism: Papaver somniferum (opium poppy)
Lineage: Eukaryota; Viridiplantae; Streptophyta; Magnoliopsida; Ranunculales; Papaveraceae
Product: subtilisin-like protease SBT3.6
Exons: 11
Coding region: 529-2841 (770 amino acids)
Biological process (GO): proteolysis
Molecular function (GO): serine-type endopeptidase activity
Source: RefSeq, a predicted model, not a curated record
UGCCCCGUCUGGCGUCUGCUCCAGUGCAGCCUGUGUGUGCAAGGCCUGUCAUUCCAUGAGUUCACCAUCUCUUUCCCAAAUUGGCUUCUGGAUUUUUGCCGUCUCAAAAACGAAAACAUCAACAACAGUAAUAGAUUCUCCUAUCGUUUCUGUUAUUAGUUCUUACCUGUUACUCAUUAAGGUUUCAGACUUUGACAAUACCAGAAAAAAAUCACAUCCAUCAACCUCUUACAAGUAGUACUAUUUAGUAUUUGACCAAAUGGUCCAAUUAACCCCACCAAAAACCAUAAAUAUGUUACUCAGAAACCGGUAGUGGCAGAGCAGGUAUACUUACUGCAAACAUGACUUGAAAAGUCUACCAUUACAUGUCACUACAUAGUCUCUCACGAAGAAGACAAGAUGUAAUUUUGGUAACCACAUCUAAAACUCUCUUGGACAAAAUCAAAUUACUAAUUUAUUCUUAGUUUUUCUCUCCCUCCAAAAUAUAAAACUCUCUCUUUUCUGUGCAAUUCCUUGAGUAACUGAAACAUGGCUACUUCCCUUUUUCUUCUUCUUCUUCUUCUCUCUUUGCAAAGCCUCAUCACCUCUGCUAGCAAUGUUCACAUUGUUUACAUGGGAGAGAAGAAACAACACUUGGAACCUAAAUUGAUUCAUGAAUCUCACCUUAAUAUCCUUUCUACAUUAUUCAGCAGUGAAGAAGAGGUUAAAGCUUCACUUUUGUAUAGUUACAAGCAUGGGUUUUCUGGGUUUGCUGCAGUGCUAACAGAAUCUCAAGCACAAACUAUUGCAGAAUUUCCUCAAGUCAUUGGUGUGGUUCCGAACCGAAUUCUUAGUUUACAUACAACUAGAAGCUGGGAUUUUUUGCAGUUGGAUUCCGUUAGUCCGGGCGGAAUCAUGAAUAUGGGUCAAGGGGGUGAUGGGGCGAUUAUUGGUAUCAUGGAUACUGGAAUAUGGCCGGAGUCCAAAAGCUUCAGAGAUCAUGGAAUGGGAGAAGUUCCAUCUCGAUGGAAAGGGGUGUGUGAAGAAGGAGAAGAAUUUAGUGUUUCUCAUUGUAACAGGAAAAUUAUUGGUGCACGUUGGUAUAUUAAAGGAUAUGAGGCUGAAUUUGGUGCUCUAAAUACAAGUGAAAGUGUCGAAUUCAUGUCUCCAAGAGAUGCAGUGGGCCAUGGUACUCACACCUCGUCUAUUGCAGCUGGUAGUCUGGUGAAAAAUGCAAGCUUAUUUGGUCUCGCUCGUGGAGUAGCAAGGGGAGGUGCUCCGUCAGCUAGGUUGGCAAUCUACAAAGUUUGUUGGGCUACUGGUGGCUGCAGCUCCGCUGACCUGUUAGCUGCAUUUGAUGAUGCCAUUUAUGAUGGUGUUGAUGUGCUUUCAGUGUCUCUUGGCUCACCACCACCUCUUGCUUCAUAUGUAGAGGACAUUUUGUCCAUUGGUUCUUUUCACGCUGUGGCUAAAGGAAUCAACGUGGUUUGUUCUGGAGGCAAUUCUGGUCCUUAUGCACAGACAGUAAUAAACACUGCGCCUUGGGUAAUAACCGUGGCAGCAAGCACAAUUGAUAGAGCUUUCCCUACUUCGAUCACCUUUGGGAACAACCAAACCAUUGUGGGACAAGCAUUUUAUAUUGGGAAGCAUGUUCACAAAUUAUACCCGAUAGUGUUUGGACAAGAUAUUGCUUCCAGUGAUUCAGACGAAGAUAAAGCAAAGAGUUGUGAUGUGAGUUCUCUAAAUGCAACUUUAGCAAAAGGAAAAGUGGUCCUUUGUUUCCAAUCCAGACAACAGACGUCUGGCGCGCUUGCUACUAGAACUGUGACGAGAGCGGGGGGUGUUGGUGUCAUAUUCGCUCAGUUUCCAACAAAAACUAUUGGUUUGUCACUGGAUUUUCCAUCUAUCCAGUUGGAUUAUGAGAUGGCAACAUUACUUCUUACGUAUAUGGGAACGACAAGGGAACCGGUUGUUAGGUUUAGUCGUACAAAGACAGUUCUAGGAAGGGUGACUUCUCCAGAAGUGGCAUUUUUUUCUUCUCGAGGACCUAGUUCUCUCUCUCCAGCAGUACUGAAGCCAGACAUUGCAGCUCCCGGGGUAAAUAUCUUGGCGUCAUGGCCUUCUCUUUCGCCACCCUCAUCUAGUAUGGAUCACAAUCAAUUACCUGUUGAAUUCAAUAUUGAAUCAGGGACCUCCAUGUCCUGUCCCCAUAUAUCCGGUGUCGUGGCUCUUCUCAAAACUGUACACCCAAACUGGAGCCCAGCGGCAAUAAAGUCUGCACUGAUCACAACAGCUUCUAUUAAAGACGAAUACGGGCUGAAUAUCGUCGCCGAGGGAGCUCCACACAAGCAAGCUGACCCAUUCGACUAUGGAGGUGGCCAUGUUAAUCCUAACAAAGCACUUGAUCCUGGUCUAGUUUAUGACAUGGGAAUCUUAGACCAUGUACAUUUCCUUUGUUCCAUGGGGUACAACAAUUCUAUAAUCAGCUUAAUGACAAAGCAUCCUGUCAUGUGCUCCAAGGCAUCGAAGUUGCAAACAAACCUCAACCUGCCUUCCAUUUUUAUUCCAGAGCUGCGCAAGAGCUCAGUGGUCUGGAGAACUGUUACAAAUGUUGGACCUGUAAACUCCGUUUAUACGGCUAGUGUUAAAGCUCCCCCUGGCGUGAAACUACAAGUUACGCCAUCCGUUUUAUCGUUCAACUCCACAACAACCAAGCUAAAGUUCAAGGUGUGUUUUCAAUCUAAAUUAACAAUACAAGGUAGGUACGCAUUUGGAAGUCUUUCAUGGAAAAAUGCCUUGCAUGUAGUAAGGAUUCCAUUGAUCGUCCGAACCGUUAUCAAUGAUUUUUAUGCCGAUACCUAAUGAACAUUGAGGUAAAAUCUUGUAUUCAUAUCACCAAAUAGAAGACGAAACCAUUGCAAACUCACCAAUUUUUAUCUUCACCCCAAAACUUUGCAAACAUAAACCAUAUCUGUUUCUCUGCAUUGGCUUUAAGGUAGUAAAAUUACUGAA